AUGGAGGGUUUUUUUCUUCACAGAGAAUUUGGGAACGCGAUUGUGGGGAGAAGUGAAGUGACUGUUCAUGUUCCUGCUUUUCAUCUGUUUUUCCCUCCAUUUCCACACCACCGGCGAAGGCCCCGCAUACGAACAGCACCGCGCCGGAGAGCCGUUCGAGAUGCCACAAGUCUCAGCCGCACCAGGUCGAGGAAAGUCGCGAUCCGCUGCAGCCCUAGCGUCGGCGAUCGAUCUCCAGCCGUCCUCGCCGUCGCAGCCGCGAAGAAACGACCGCACCUUGACGGGGAGGCAGAACGCCACCUCUCCGACACCACCCCAAAUCGCCGCCCCCUGAGCCAACGGCGCCCAUUCCCAUCGCCGUCAAUAGCCAAUUUCGGCCAGGGUGAAGAGGGUGAAUUUGAAGAAGAAGAAGAAGAAGAAGAAGAAGAAAUGGAGAUCUGGGAAGGAGGAGAAGUAAAGGAAGAGGAAAGAAAACUUCCCUUUGAAUCGUGGACUAGCUGGUUCGGUUCGGCCCGAGCACACCGGUACCUGCAAAACCGAUGGGCCAUCGAGCGGUUCAAGGACAUCGUUUCGGAAGGCCCGCGUGGCAGCUCGUGCCACAUGGCGUGGAGGUUGAGGCCCAAGGAAAGUAAAGAGGCCGCGGAUUACACGCUUGAGAUGUCCGAGAACUGGCGAGACCAAGAGCGUGAUCCAACGGCCAUGGAGUAUGAUCUUGAAAUCGAGACGGUUGCUAGAUGUUGUCUCGGCUAUUGCUGCCCGAAUGAAUUGGACGUCGAGCGAGGUGAAAAGGCAAGCAACAGGGAAUUAUGGCCUAAUGUCGAUAGGGACACUUCACCCGAUGCACUUUUGUCGACCAAAAUCGAGGACGGGAGGAACUUAUACAUAGCGACCAACGAGCCUGACACGUCGUUGUUCGACCCCUUGAAGGAUAAGUACACGACCCAUUUUCUCCAUGACUAUAAAGAGCUUUGGGAUUCAAACAACGACUGCUAUUCCGAGAUGACCAAGCUCAAUAACGAGACCCCGGUUGAGUUCGAUGGGUACAUGAGGAUUCAAGUUGAUAGGGAGGUAUUCUUGAAGGGCAAGAAGCAAAUCGAGACUUUUAAUGACCUUACCAUAGACCCCAAGGAUGCGCCUCCUCUAGUUAGAGUUGAGUGGAAAAGAGGUUUAAGUGCUUGUUUCUGA
This is a messenger RNA of Striga asiatica, 1185 nucleotides long. Lineage: Eukaryota; Viridiplantae; Streptophyta; Magnoliopsida; Lamiales; Orobanchaceae. The record is from the annotation of a GenBank genome assembly.